AUGGCAGAAGGUCUUAUUAAGAUACAAGUUAAUUUACAAAAGUCUAUUCAAAAAGCAUUGGUUAAUUUUAAUAAGUCACCUAAACAAAGAGUUACUCUAGAGUAUGUAGAAGUUAGAGCAGAUAAUUUAGAUAAAGACUGGUUACUUUUUCGUUCGAAUCAUUAUAAAUUGUUAGAAGAAUACUAUGAUAAAAUAGAAAAUGACGAGUAUUUUAAAAAUGAAAUUUAUGAUAGUGUUGAAGAUACUUAUAUGGAAUAUCGCGCUUUAUUAAAAAGUACCUCAAACAAAUUAGCAGUUAAAAUCAAAGAAACUGAUUCAAAUAAAAGUGACCAAUCUAAAGGUAAUAACAGUUCUCUUAUAAAAUUACCCAAAAUUUCAAUACCCUUAUAUUCAGGAAAAUAUUCUGAAUGGAAUAGCUUCAGAGACUUGUUUAUAUCGCUCAUUCAGAAUAAUAAUACUCUCGAUAAUGUGCAAAAAUUACAUUACCUCAAAAGUCAUUUAACUGGUGAAGCCGAGCAAUUAAUACGGCAUACUCCUAUAACGGACUCUAAUUAUAGUCAAUGUUGGUCUCUAUUAGAAAGUAGAUAUAACAAUAAAAAGUACUUAUCAAAUUGUAUUUUUAAGCGAUUGUUUAGUCAAAAGAGAAUGUUUGUGGAGUCCGCUUCGGCACUAAAAGACCUUUUAGACACUACUACAGAGUGUCUGCAUGCUUUACAAAAUUUAAUGAUAGAUGUGAGCACCUGGGAUUCUAUAAUAAUUUAUGUUGUAACUUACAAACUUGAUCCGGAAACCCGUAAACAAUGGGAACUGAAGGUAUCAAGUGAUGCAUGUACGGAAUUGCCAACGUUGCAUCAGUUCAAGAACUUUGUUGAAAGUCGUUUCAGAGCCGUAGAGUGUAUUGAGUCUAAAAAAGUACCAGUACAAAAUAAUAGUUCAUAUUCACAAAAAUCUAAUACCAAGUGUGAAUAUUGUUCCGAUAGUCAUAAAAUGUGCUUCUGUAAGAAAUUCAUUGCUUUAGACUAUGAACAGAGGCGUCAGUUUGUAGUAAAUCAUAAAAUUUGCUAUAACUGUCUUGGUGGAAAUCAUACAACGCUUCAAUGUCUCAAACCAACAUCUUGUCGUGUAUGUAAAAGGAGGCAUCAUACGUUAUUACAUUCGGAUUCAGGAUGUAAGACAGAUGAGUCCACUAGCCAUAAUCCCAAACCCAGUACCUCUUCGGAAGGUACAAUUUCUUCAAAUAACAGUACACCUUUAGUUUCAUGUUUUGCCACAACCAGGAUCACAAAACUCAGACAAGUAUUACUUGCGACAGCCUUAGUGAAAGUUCAGUCUGCGUCAAGUAAUUUUCAAAUUCUACGAGCCUUCCUAGAUCAGGGCUCUCACGCUUCCUUUGUAACAGACGCGACAGUUCAAUUCUUACGAUUAAAGAAAACACCUAUUAAGGGUACGGUGUCUGGACUCGGUGACAAUAAAAAUAUUGUAUCCAGAUAUAUGGUAUCAAUCGUAUUACAGUCCUUAACAGAUGUUAAUUUCGAGAUUAACGUCAAUGCAUACGUCCUGAAAAAUAUUACUUCGUACUUACCGGAACGGAAACUCGAAGAAUUAAACUGGACAGUUUUAGAACAGUUACCAUUGGCAGAUCCACAAUUCAAUGCGCCCAAUAAGAUAGACAUCUUACUUGGAGCAGAUGUUUAUGCCAAAGUACUUAAAGAAGGCAUAAAAAAGAACCAAACUGGAUCACUUGUAGCACAGUGCACUAGAUUAGGCUGGAUUCUCUCUGGUACAGUACACUCUGAAAACACAGAUCAAAAUAAAAUUAAUAAUAGUACAAAACAGAUCACUACUAUGCAUGUGCAGGUUAAUGAAAAUGAUAUCCUAAAAAAGUUCUGGGAAAUAGAAGAACAAUUAUUAUCUAAUAAAAGUGAAAAAAUACUUACUGAUGAAGAGCAACAGUGCGAAAAUCUAUUUACAAACACUACAAAAAGGACGAAGGACGGAAGAUAUGUGGUAAACUUACCCUUUAGAAAUGGGAACCCCUCGUGUGUAGGUGGUAAUAGUAGAGAUAUAGCUGUGAAUAGAUUAAUGGCAUUAGAAGAUAAUGAAAGAUACAAAUCUGAAAGAAAAAUAUAA
Messenger RNA from Achroia grisella, 2130 nucleotides. RefSeq lists its product as uncharacterized. The transcript has 2 exons. The coding region runs from base 1 to 2130 and encodes 709 amino acids. Lineage: Eukaryota; Metazoa; Arthropoda; Insecta; Lepidoptera; Pyralidae. The record is from RefSeq and is a predicted model, not a curated record.